AUGUCCUCCCGUUACGACAAGGUCGAAGUUCUCGACUACACCAAGUCGACCGUCUUGUACAACGCACAGAUUCAAAAAUCCAAACCGCAAAUAUCCAUCUUCCGCCCAUCAGACGGGAUGCUAUGCGAAGAGCUAGUCGCGCUCGUCACGUUCCACAAAUUAUCAUCAGACAUUGGUAUUCAAAUGCGCGAUGGCCGGCAGCUCAACAUGAAGCGCAAACAUAUCCUGUCAAAAAUCUCCAGGGUCGAAAAUGCGACAUUCGAAUGGAGCUGGAAAGGGAACAACUUAAUAUCUGGCAACUUGCGACUAAUAGAUGACGAGAGCAAUACUGUCGCGAAAUUGAUAGAGGCGUCAUCGUGGUCGAGGAGAGGAUUGGGGUAUAUUGCUAUUUCCGGACAUUUCAGUUCGUCAAUCAUUGACGAAAUAGUCGUGACUGGACUUGCCAAGCUGGGCUAUCGGCUACUUGGUGACAAAAUGCUGAAUUGA
Metarhizium brunneum ARSEF 3297 is the source of this 486-nucleotide messenger RNA. RefSeq lists its product as uncharacterized. The record is from RefSeq and is a predicted model, not a curated record. Lineage: Eukaryota; Fungi; Ascomycota; Sordariomycetes; Hypocreales; Clavicipitaceae.